Messenger RNA from Fusarium sp. VM40, 915 nucleotides. The record is from the annotation of a GenBank genome assembly. Lineage: Eukaryota; Fungi; Ascomycota; Sordariomycetes; Hypocreales; Nectriaceae.
AUGGAUAAGUUCACAGAUAAGAUCGCCACAUUGGCCGAUGGAAGAAAAGUAUCAUAUGCAAUCUACGGCGCGCAAGAUGACGACGCACCUACAGUGUUUUACCUCCACGGCUUCCCCGGCUCUCACCACGAAGGGUACGUGACUAACAGCGCGGCUCUCAAACACGGCAUGCGCGUCAUUGCACCGACGCGACCUGGCUUCGGCGACUCGACGUUUCAAGAGAAUAGAGCAAUUCUCGACUACCAGAAGGAUAUCCUCGAGCUGGCAGAUUUGUUAUCUGUGCGCCGGUUUGUCGUCUUGGGUGUAUCUGGCGGCGGCCCUUAUACCAUUGCCUGUCUCAAAGAUCUCCCUCGCGAUCGUUUGGUUGGUGUCGGCACCGUCGCCGGAGUGAUGCCGAUAUCAUUCUCAACACAAGGCAUGCUGACCAUGUCACGCGUUAUGCUUGCUGUUGCGCCGUAUGCCACAGGGGCGUUGGGAUGGGUGGCAUACAGACUGUUGGGCAGCGUGGCACGGGACAUCGAACACCCAGAGAGGCUAGUGGAGAUGAUGGACAAAGACAUAGGAUCACGAUCGGCCAGUGACAAGGAAGCUUGGAUGAACCACCCAGAUCUCAAACUGGCUAUUGUUCGUUCUACUCGGGAAUCUAUGAAACAGGGCGGUUAUGCGACGGCGUGGGAAGCAAAACUGUAUGGAACGGAUUGGGGCUUCAAAUUGGAGGAUGUCAAAGCUGCAAAGGGGGAGAUGAUACUCUGGCAUGGAGAUCAGGAUGUUAAUGUCCCGCUGAGUGGUUCUCAGAAGGCUAUAGAGAUGAUGCCAAAUGCGGAAUUACGGGUGAUGGAGGGGGAUAGUCACUUGAGUUUGGUGGCAAAGGUGGACGAGUUUAUCGUGGCGAUGAAGGAGAUGCUUUCAAGAUAA